Molecule: messenger RNA, 1981 nt
Organism: Fundulus heteroclitus (mummichog)
Lineage: Eukaryota; Metazoa; Chordata; Actinopteri; Cyprinodontiformes; Fundulidae
Product: claudin-23
Exons: 3
Coding region: 466-1221 (251 amino acids)
Biological process (GO): cell adhesion; bicellular tight junction assembly
Cellular component (GO): plasma membrane; bicellular tight junction
Molecular function (GO): structural molecule activity
Source: RefSeq, a predicted model, not a curated record
AUAAAGGGGGACACACACACAAGGACAGAAGACAUAACGGCUAAAGGAAACCAGGAAAGAGGCACAACUGAAACUGUGGAGGUAGACUGGAAAGAAGGGACGUCGGGGAUAACCAGACGGUGGCUGCACCAUCUGUUGCCAAAGAGAGAGGCAUGUUAGCGAUUCAGACCGGAGCAGCAGUGCAGCCUGCAGUCCGCAGUGAGAUGCACAAAACCUCUCCUGAAUGACACUUAGGAUGAAGAGUCUGCAGCUAAAUGAGGGCAGAGUUUCCAUGAAGAGCGUGGAUCCGCAUAUUUCUGCUGGAGUCGUGCCGAGCAAGCUGCUUCCCUCCGAGUUGACGGCCAGAUCAUCUGCUUUCUGGGUUUUGGGGGAAACUCUCCAUGCACGUUCAGUGUUGCUUUAAUCUCUACUUCUUCGUUAGUUACGCGUCUCGAGACUUUUCAGAGAAAAUCCGUUUUAGCACAAAUGAUGCAAACUCCAGCCUCCAUGGUGAUGGGGAUCGUUUUUUCACCUUUGGGGCUUGUCCUGGUCUUCACCGCGGCCAUCACGCCUCAGUGGCGGGAGGGUCAGGCUCGUCUGAACAUCGGAGGGACGGGAUCUCUUCUCCGAUCCGGAGCGAAGGGCCAAGGGCUGGGCGUCAGGUCCGGGACGGUGGAGGCCCUGCUCCUGCUGCGCUCUGACGGCCUGUGGGAGAGCUGCCUGCAGGUGGAGCAGCCGGAGCUGAAGCAGUGCUGGCCCGUGGCUGGUCCGUAUCAAAGAGACGCUCGGGUUCGGCUGGUGCAAGGCCUGGUGCUCACGUCCCUCUUCCUGUGCGGCAUCGGCAUUGUUCUGGCUUGCAUCGGGGUCCGGUGCUGGACAGACCUACCUCUGAGGAGGGUGGCCGCUUCAGGUGGACUCCUCGUGGUGACCGCCGGCCUUCUGAGCCUGACCGGACUCGGGGUGUACACCCACAACCUCAGACGACUCGGGGUGGAUCCCAGUCAAGGACUCAACAACCCCAAGUUCCCCCAGCUGAGCCUGAACGCAGCUGGGUCGCUCUACUUUGGGUGGCUGGGUUCUUGUUUGCAGGUCCUGGGAGGCACGGCGCUGCUGUUCAGCUUCAAGCGGCCAAGAUGCCCGACCUGCCCGUCCCGCCAGGAGCAAACGGUCUGCCCCGCGUGCCACUCGUGUCCCGAAAUCACAAGCAAGACAGACAUGGACGUCUAUGAAGUCAGCUGUUAGAGCGUGAUCUAACGAGAUGACACACGUCAGCACACAGAUCUGCCUGUGGAGGACAUAAAAAUUACAAUCAAAAAUGAAAUCUGUAAAGUAUAGUAAGUAAAAGGUUAUUUCCGUAGCACGUUUUCACAGACAUGUAUCACAAAGUGCUUUACAAGAAGGGUAAACCCACGAAAACACACACAAAAGACACUCAAAAACACAACAUAACCAUAAAUGCAUAUCAUAAAAGCCCAAAUCUGACUAAUGGCUUCUGGGAAGAAGAAUUUUCUUGCAACAGCUCGAAAAGAUCGGUCACCUAAAUCUGGUUAAUAUUGGAGACCAGAGAAACUCCUAUCGGUACAAUGUUGGCUGUAGUUAUAGUGAAAAAUGUGCUUUGAUAAAUAUAGAUUUGUGAAGCUUUUUGUAAAAUAGCUUGAGUCAGAACAAGACUGUGACCAUGUGAGGUAUUUAUAAGAACAGUUAGCGCUUUUUAGAUGACGCUUUGCGACACUAACUGAGAACGGACUCAGACGCUGGAUUUUCUGCGUACUUUCUGGUGUUGUUCAUUAGGACCAAAUUGGACACAAAUUCACUGAUGUACUGUGUGACUCUUUAAAUGUUAUUUGAAAUGUCAGUUUAAUGAGGGUGCCAUGUGUGCCAGUGUCACCGUGAGGUGAUCAGCGAGAAUAUUAAAGUUGUGUACCAAGAUUGUUUUAGUCGUGUUCCUCUCCGUUUGUAAACCGUGUGUUGAAUAAAACAUUUGAAUUACACCAAAAGCAAA